AUGACUUUACCUGUGUUUGCUGCUCUCUUUCUGCUAAUUGUGGGUUUGAUCUCCCGCUCAGGGUUCAGCGCUAACAAGUCUGAACAGCAGCAGACGCAGUUUAAUUUUGUGGGUAAACUCCUGGGUCCUCGAGGGAACUCAUUAAAGAGACUGCAGGAGGACACGCUGACCAAGAUGUCCAUCCUCGGCAAGGGAUCCAUGAGAGACAAAGAAAAGGAAGAAGAGCUGCGAAAGAGCGGAGAGACAAAGUAUCAUCACCUGAAUGAAGAUCUCCAUGUGCUUAUUGAGGUGUUUGCUCCUCCGGCGGAAGCGUACGCUAGAAUGGGCCACGCUUUGGAGGAGAUCAAAAAGUUCCUCAUUCCGGACUACAAUGAUGAGAUCAGGCAGGCUCAGCUACAGGAGUUGACGUACUUGAAUGGCGGUUCAGAGGACGCCAAAGUCCCAGCGGCGAGAGGCAAAACCACCACACGAGGACGAGGAACAUCAGCGCCGGGAACACACAGGACUAGAGGGGGCGUUCCUCCUCCUCAGGCUGCGGUCCCGCGAGGGGCAGCGCCAAGAGGAGCUCCGCCCAGUAGAGUCCCCUCCAGCAGAGGAGUGGCCGUGUCCUCACGGAGAGCACGAGGAGCUCCGCCCCCACCAGGAUACAGGCCUCCCCCUGCUGUUGUGCAGGACACAUAUGGAGAAUAUGAAUACGAUGAUGGAUACGGAACAGCCUACGAUGACCAGGGCUACGACUCGUAUGACAACAACUACAACAAUCAGGCACAGAACUCAGAUGAUUAUUAUGAAUACGGCAUCAGUGGAGACUCAUACGACUCUUAUGGCCCGGAGGAAUGGACAAACAACCGCAACAAAGCGCCACCAGCAAGAACAAGCAAAGGAGUGUACAGAGAUCAGCCGUAUUCCCGGUUCUGACCUGCUACAGUCCUCAACGUGCCCUCCCAAAGUAAUGGAUUUUCUAUGGACUCUCUUUCCUUUUUUUUUUUUGCAAAUAAAAUCGACCAAAACGACAAAAAACGAUGAAUAAAAAUCCUGUGGAACUGGUGUUACAUGGAUGACCCCCAACAAAUGGAGUAUUACGGAUCAAUGGAUUAUACGCCAUUUAAAUCAGAGAACCAAUCAGAAUAUAAACAGUCCCACUUAUGAUAGAGGGAGGCGGGCACUAGCGAUUAGGGGGCGGAGUUAUAUGGGGUAUACGAUAUUUAGAUUUAGCAGCUCAGUUUUUUUGUAGAUACUUUUUUUUGAUUGGUGAUCAGCUUCAGUGUGUCCCUUGUAAAUUUGACCUUUAAUGAAAGUUAACUAGAAAAAAAAAGGAGAUCUCAGUGCACAUGUUGUUUUCCUUCUUUUCUCUUUUUCUAAAUGGGAAAUUCUUCAGCGUUAAAGGGCUUAUAGGAGCAUGUCGUAUUUCAAAAAAGAAAAAAAGAUGACAAAAAAUAUCUGUGUGCAGUUUCAUUUGCGAUGAGAAAAGCCUGCGUAGUUUUUGUCUGGUUUUUGUGUUGAACAUUUUUAAACCCUUUAAUGAGCUCUGUGGUAGUAAGUGUUUUCUCCUAGCGAGCGAUCUACUUUUAGACCUUCUCACGAACGUCUAAAUCGACAGUUUUGGAUCCAAUUGGAAGUUGGAGUAACACGAUUGUGACUAAAAUCCCUGAUUGAAUUUCACAUUUUGAGUCGAUAUAUGAGAGAUUCCUCCUCAAGUUAAUGACGUUUCUCCAUUUAGAAGUUACUCCUGCACACUUUACUGGGCAAUUCCAAUGCAUUAUAGCACAUUUAAUCCUUUAUAUGGCACUUCAGGCUCUCCAUUAGUAUGUUAUAUACACUGUAAAAAGCAAUUAGUUGACUUUACUUGAAAAAAAGUGAGUAAACCCAUUGCUUUCUGUUGAUUUUACUUUAAAAACUGGGUAAACUUAAAUUUAUUAAGUAAUUGAUCUGGGGGGUGACAUGGUAGCUCAGUGGUUAGCACUGUCACCUCACGGUAAAAAGAUCCCUGGUUCGAGUCCCGGCUGGGCCAGUCGGUAUUUCAGUGUGGAGUUUGCAUGUUCUCCCUGUGUUGGCGUUGGUUUCCUCCGGGUGCUCUGGUUUCCCCUACAGUCCAAAGGCAUGCACUAUAGGCGAAUUAACAAAAUUGGCCACAGUGUGUGUCUCUGCACUGAAACACCAACCGGAUUGUAAAGGAUCUGAACCAGUGACAUUCUUGCUGUGAGGCCACAGUGCUAACAACUGGACCGCCGUGCCACCUUGUAAAGGGGAAGGGCGAGUAAAUCUUCAGGGCAAAGAUAACUGAAGUAAGAAACUCUGGUUAUUUCUAGUAAGUUAGGAAUCAUGUGAUUAAUGAAUCAUGUGUUAGCUGAUGCGGGACCAGCCGUGAUCAAUCAUAAGCAUGUGCUAUUCUCGAAAACUCAAUAUUUAAAAGCUAUAACAGGUUUACUCACUUUUUUAAGUAAAGUCAACUUUUUAUGCAGUGGGUUUACUUGCUUUACUCAAGUUAAGUAAUUAAGAUUUUUUUUACAGUGUGGGUUAAAAUAGCAAUAAAGCAUUAAAAAACAAAAGACUGAACCAAAGCAGUGCUUGUGAUAGGAAUUUAAAGGAACACUCCACUUUAUUUGAAAAUAGACAGACAGAAAAUGAAAAGUUGCUGUUUUCUUGGGCAAUAUGGCUGUUGAUGGAGGAUUUUCAAGACUUGCGCAAUAUGAUUGCACCUUGGUACUGCAGCAAAAUUCCUUUAUUAUUAGACCAGAAUGAGAGUAUAAUGCCUAACCAUAUCUGCCUAGAAAAUUCAAGCUGUAAAUAGGAAAAUUAUUCAAACUUUUCAGUCAUUUUUGAUGAAAUGCUAAUGGUCUAAUCCGAUUCAAUGAAUUAUGCUAAGCUAAGCUAGAAGUGCUCCUGCUAGACCCGGAGAUCGACUGAAUGUAUAGCAAAACUCAACUGUUUAACUCUAUAAGACAGUUGUCCCCAACGUUUUUAACACUGUCAUCGAUUGACAAUUUUACCAUGGACCAGAUGUUUUCAACUGGGGAGUGAGCAUUUUGCUUCUAGUAUGCAUGCCUCCAUUAGAAAUAUUGAACUUGCGUGCCAAGAAAAUGUGAUAUGUUAAUAGUCCUCCACCAACAUUUGCGAUCUACAGCAGUUGGAUUCAGUUGGAAUCACCUGAUUUGUUUACAAAUGGGUUGCGGAUCCAUUCAUUGGCAGUUUAUGGAUCCUUCACUCAAAAAAAAAAAGUUUUUUUUUUUUUUACUUGUUU
This is a messenger RNA of Danio rerio (zebrafish), 3241 nucleotides long. Lineage: Eukaryota; Metazoa; Chordata; Actinopteri; Cypriniformes; Danionidae. The record is from RefSeq and is a predicted model, not a curated record.